AUGUACCUGGUACUUCCGGGUCAAAGGGCACUGGCAGACCGGGACGUACCAGCUCAGAAGAGAAAUGGCGGCUCUGUGGCUCUGGACUCUGCUCCUGGUCUACUUUGGAGCCCUACUCCUCCAUCGACGCCCACCUGGUGCUUAGACCGAGGAGAUAACAUCCAUAAGAUGUUGAGUGCCAGCUGGACUGGGCCAUCAACCCCAACAGCAUGUGCUAUGUGGGGCUCUGGUCCCAUUAUUGCCAUGGAUGGGAGCUUGGUGAUUAUGUUGUGUAUGUUGUGGAUUCUCCAUUCCCAGGCUCCUGUGUUCCUACGGCAGGAACGAGUUAAUUCGGACUGGGAUGUACAAUGUCCUGACACAAGGAAGAGUGUUUCCGGAUCCUGCCUUCUGAUCCCCUGCAGCUUUAAUUACCCAAGAGACGUACAGCCGGUUAAAGGGAUCGUUCCCAUCUGGUUCAAAAACUAUGGCGCCAAUCGAAUGUUGGUGUAUCACCCAACCGGGGCCAUCGAUGGCACCUUUCAGGGACGUGCGGAUUUCCUUGGCGACGUCACCCAGAAAAACUGCACAAUCGUCAUAAACGAUGUUAAGACUCAAGACGCGGGUGCGUACAAGUUUAGGUUCGAGAUUACAGGCGUCAACAACUGGCUGGGCAAGAACGAAGUCCAAGCGGACGUGACAGAUGAACCCCUGAGUCCGGAAGUCAUGGUUCCACCACGUAUAGCUGAAGGAGCGUUGGUGACCUUCCAGUGCUCCACGCCAUACUUCUGCCCAGAUGGUUCUGUUAAUCUGAACUGGCAGGACUAUGUCACGGAACGGUCCGUCUUGUCCAGCUAUCUACAGCUGGACAGCUCGCAAGUUCUCAUGCAACACAAUCUGACCACAAGCUUCACCUGGCUGGAAGACAAGAAGACCAUAAGCUGUGUCCUGUCUGUUGGAAAUAAAAAAGCUGUGAGGCAGGUUCCCCUUAAUAUCAUUCACCCCCCUAAAGACGUCACAGUUUCCAUCAGCCAUUCUGGAGGUAACAUCAAAGAAGGCGAUUCCAUGACUCUCACGUGCCAGGUUAACAGCAGCAACCCAGCUGUACAGAACUAUACCUGGUACAAGAACGACGUCAGAAUCUCCGGAGAGCGUUUCAUUUAUUUCCACAGCGUUUCCAGAAAUGAUUUUGGAGAAUACCGAUGUGAGGUCCAGAACGGUAUUGGAACAGAAACAUCUGACACGCUACAUCUUAUUGUCUUCUCCGCAAGGACCUUAGUGGCUCCAUCCUCCGAGGUGAAGGAGGGCGAGCUGGUGACGUUGACUUGUGAUGUUCCUGGUGGCAGACCUGAGGAGAUCCAGUACAGCUGGUUCAAGAACAACGUCUGGAUUCAGGAAGAAUACACAAGAUCUCUAGUUUUCCAUGAAGUGUUGAAGACUGACGCUGGUUAUUACUACUGCAAAGUUCAAAACGAUAAAGGCGGUGACUCCUCGCCUCCCGUAACAUUAAACGUUUUGUAUCCACCAGGAAUCCCUGUAAUCACGUCAUUUCUGGAGACCCAGGAAGGGAAGCUGGUCAUUAUUCAUUGUACGGUUGACAGCAACCCAUUCUCCGAGCUCAUGUUCUACAGAGAUGGAGUCCCGAUCACUUCCAACCAGAGGCUCCGGGUGAUUUCCGCACCGAAUUCCCUGAAGCUGCAGAUCCAGAACGUUCUUCUGUCCGAUGAAGGGACAUACAGCUGCCUGGCUCGGAAUUCUCUUAGAAACUCGACAUCAAGUCUCCAUUUCGCUGUAGAGACCGCCAGGGUAAUAAUAACUCCAUCUGCGGAAAUAGAAGAGGGGAAGGAGGCCACCCUCACGUGUUUGUCAACGAGAAACUCCCAGAAAGUGUUGACCUACACUUGGUACAAGAAUGGAAUGUGGCUUAAGGAGGAUUCUGAAGGGAACACGCUCUCCUUCAAACAAUUGUCUAGACUCAAUGCUGGUUCUUAUUACUGCCGGGUCCAAAACAGUAAUGGAAUUAGCAGCUCCCCCCAAAGCAUGCUGCAUGUACUGUUUCCACCAAGUGACGUUUCGCUCACUUCAUUUGUGGCGACGCAAAGCGGGAUUUCGGCGAUAAUUCAGUGCUCCGUGGCAAGCGACCCUCGUUCCGAGAUAUUCAUUUAUAGGACGGAAAGAUUAAUGGCUUCCAGCGCGACAGGAAGCACUGAUAAGAGAUACGCCGUCUCGGCUUCACGGAACGCCCUAAAACUGGAGAUUCCAGACGUCCUCCUGGAAGACGAAGGGACAUACACAUGUUUCGCUAAUAACACGUAUGGCAAUGCAAUGAGCUCACUGGACUUCACGGCUGAGACGACAAAAAUUAUUGCCUCUCCGUCACUUGAAGUGGUUGAGGGUCUCCCAGUGAACUUGACUUGUGUUGUGAGGAGCUCUGCCGAGGAGGACGCCUAUUCAUACACUUGGUAUAAAAACAAUGCCCCGUACUCUGAAGGUCAGGAGGGGUUUCUUAAAUUCCCACAAGUCGCCAGCACCGAUUCCGGGUCUUAUUACUGCAAAGUCUGGAAUGGAGAGAAGAGUAAGGAGUCCGCCUCGGUCAGCCUUACUGUCCUGUACCCACCAAGACACAUCCAGCUGAAGUCCUUCCUAGACACCGAGGAGAGUAGAGUCGCUUCCAUCCGCUGCACCGUGGACAGUUACUCUCCGGCGCAAAUUCAUCUUUACUUUGAAAACCAGCUAGUGGCUUCCAAUAUGAAUCGUACAACUUCCAACCAACGCUACAUCGCUUCCUUCUCACACAACGAAUUACGCCUGGAGAUUAAAGACGUCAAGCUGGGGGAUGGAGGGAAAUACACCUGCGCCGCCACAAACGACAUGGGCUCAGCUUCACAGUCAACAUAUUUCAAAGUACAGACUGCAAGAAUUCUCGUUAGCCCUUCCGUAGAAGUUUUGGAAGGGGAAACGGUGACGCUAACCUGUGACGUGACGAAGACCCAGCUUGAGGGGGUAACUUACACCUGGUAUAAAAACAGUAAGAUGUUACUGGAAACGGCCGAAAACACCCUGGUGUUUGACAGGAUCCAGGCCGGUGAUUCCGGAUACUAUUACUGCAAAGCUCACGAUACUCAAGAAAGCAGCCGGUCUCCAUCCGUGUCGCUGCACGUGUCCUAUGCCCCUAGAGAACCAUUCAUGUCAUCCUUUUGGGAGACCCAGAGUGGACUGAUUGGCAUCAUCCAGUGUUCCGUGGACAGUGAUCCACCCGCCAGCUUGACGUUGUACAGGCAAAAUAUCAUGGUUGGAAAGUCUGACUCCGACAAGUCGACCAGCCAGAGAAUGACAAUAACCUCUUUGCAGAACUCACUGAAACUGGAGAUCAGGGAUGUUGUCUUGGAAGAUGAAGGGGUCUACAUGUGUACAGCCAAUAACUCUAUUGGGUACUCAACAUCAUCAAUAAACUUUACUGCACAAACCACUAGGAUCCUGAUCAGUCCAUCGCCGGUGGUGCAGGAAGGACAGUCUGUAAACCUAACAUGCUCUGUUGCCACUGAUACCCCACAAGGGGCCAAAUACACAUGGUAUAAAAAUGGACACUGGUACAAAGAAGACACAGAAGGGUCAUUUAUGUUGAAGUCCACAUCCAGAGAAGAUCAAGGGUCAUAUUUCUGCACGAUGCAUAAUCAGCACGGGGCCAAGAGCUCACCAUCGGUUGUGUUAAACAUCUUGCAUGCUCCAGAUAAUGUGUACAUUAAAUCAUUUCUGGAGGUCCAGAAUGGAAAAGUGGCCAUUAUUCAAUGCGGGGCAGAGAGUAAUCCUCCACCGGAGAUGUCUCUCUAUAAAGAUGAGAAGCUCUUAGCAUCUUCAGCAGCCGGCGGUGCGUCCGGUAAGAGGAUGUACAGCUAUUUCUCCUCCAACUCGCUGACUCUGCAGAUAACGGACAUCUUGAUGGCCGAUGGAGGACAGUACACCUUCGUAGCGAACAACACGUUCGGCUCAAAACAAGUGUCUACCGUCUUUUCUGUGGAAGGCGCUCGAGUUCUCAUGAGUCCACCGACAGAUCUCCAGGAAGGCCGUUCGGUUACCUUAACCUGUGACGUCUUAGACAGCUCUCUAAUUGUAACCGGUUAUACAUGGUAUAAAAACAAUAAGUGGCUCCAGGACGGCUCCAUGGCCUCUCUUGUGGUUAAUAGGGUUGACCCUGGCGAUGCUGGGUCUUACCUGUGCACAGCCCAUAUGAGAGAAGGCUCUGUCACCUCCUCAUCCGUCAUCUUACGUGUGCUGUACCCACCUAGGAACCUGUCCCUUGUCUCAUUCUUGGAGACUCAGGAGAGGCGCCUGGGUGUUGUAAUGUGCAGAGUGGACAGCGUGCCGCCCUCCCAUCUAUCACUCUACCGAGGAACUGAAGAAGUCAUUUCCACCGCGCUCCACGGCUCCCACGGUAAACUGUCAUCUUCACAUAACUCACUGAAGCUGGAAAUCUCAGAGAUCGUGGAGGAGGAUCAAGACUUAUAUAUAUGUCGGGCCAACAAUUCCUUGGGCAGUUCAGAAACAUCUAUACAGUUUGCUGUGCAAACUGCGAGAGUGGUUGUGUUUCCAUCUUCCGAGCUACGAGAAGGAGCCUCGGCAAACCUCACCUGUCACGUUCCCAGGACGGCGAGACGCAACGGGAACUAUACCUGGUACCGGAAUAAUAACUGGCUGACGGACCGGGCUGGUGCCUCCUUAGUGCUGCCCAACGUCUCCGCUUCCGAUGCCGGCUCUUACCACUGUGUGGCCGAGCACUCGGGAGAAUGCAGAAUCUCAUCGCUGAUCGGAAUAACGGUCCUGUAUGGCCCCAGGAAGCUGGUGAUGACCUCGUUCUUGGAAACCCAUGGUAGAAGGAGAGGAAUCAUCGUGUGCAGCGCUGACAGCGUCCCACCGUCCGUCAUCAGCUUGUACAGCAGAGAUGUCCUCCUGGCCAGCACCGUUUUAACUCAGGCAGACCAGGGGCAGAAGUUCUGGUCAUCUUCAUCUUACAACUACCUGAGGUUGGAGAUAAGGGAUGUCGGAGCGGAAGAUUCCGGAAGCUACGUCUGCACUGCUAACAAUUCUUUAGGUGCCACAAAGUCAACCAUAACUUUCAGCAUUACGAAUUGGGAAGCGUUACUGUACAAGGUGAUGGCCUGUAUUGCCAUAAUAUGCAUCAUUAUUCUGAUGGGCGCCAUUGCUGUGAUUCUGUACAGGAUAAAGUCUAAAGAAAAAUAUAAAAUCCAGACAGAAAUGGAUUCGUUUGAGAUGGAGAAGGGGACCGCGGAGGAUCAAAGUUGAUCUUGAGGCUCGUGCUGCGAUGAGGACACGUUGGGAGCCGUGCCCAUGCGCUGUUAUACUGGAUAAUGUUACACGAUAUGACUGCAGGCGUUUUAAAUGGUUGUGACGAAUGAGAAUUACAGAGACUGAGUGUUAAAUACUCU
This is a messenger RNA of Spea bombifrons (plains spadefoot toad), 5420 nucleotides long. RefSeq names its product sialic acid binding Ig like lectin 1 (gene SIGLEC1). Lineage: Eukaryota; Metazoa; Chordata; Amphibia; Anura; Pelobatidae. The transcript is spliced from 23 exons. The record is from RefSeq and is a predicted model, not a curated record. Bases 1 to 5277 code for a protein of 1758 amino acids.